AGUGACAUUUCAGUCAAAGUCCAAAUCACAGAACAGGCCCAAAUUGACAAAUUAGUGUUAUAGAAAAUAAACUUAUUUUUAGAAUGUUCAAAUUAGAGUAGAAUUUGUUUAUCUUUUGUUGUUAUGUUUGUUCGGAAAUUUUUAAUUAAUUGGCUGGUGUAGUAAACAUGCAUUUUUCAAUUCCAGAUACUCAGGAAUUAAACGAGGGAAAUGGGUCCACUUUUAUUGGAUAUAAUAUACACAUAAAUGGUGUCUUUCACUGUACAGUACGAUACAAGCAAUUGCAUAACUUAAAUGAACAGUUAAAAAAGGAAUUUGGAAAUGACAUUGUUCCAUGUUUUCCUCCAAAGAAAAUAUUGCCUUUAACUUCCGGCCAACUGGAAGAAAGAAGAGCUUUAUUAGAGAAAUAUAUUCAAACUGUUGGCCAAGAUUCGAAACUUGUGUCUUCCGAAUUAUUAUCAGGAUUCUUGCGCUCCGCCCAACAAGAGACUGCUUGUCAAGAAAAACAAGAUAUUAAUUUAGAUAUUUAUACCAUGACUAAUUAUCCAAUUAAGAUUAGGGCAUGUACCUAUGAUCGUACUGAGUAUGUUUUAUGGAAAGCACUCAAACAAAUUAACUUGCCUCAUGAAUACGUACAGUAUUUUUCUUUAUAUCUUAUUAAAGUAGGCAGCAAUGGUGAUGUAACUGUUAUACGCAAAUUACUGGAUUUAGAAUCUCCUUAUUUAACUCAACAAAUAAUUAGGACAGCUACAAGAAUUGUUAUACGAAAGGGCAGUUGGGAUAAAAAUUAUGAUAGUGAAUUAAUGACAGAUCCAGUAGCAAUGAAUCUCUUAUACCUUCAAACAAUGUUUGAAGUAGAAAAUGGCUGGAUUAUUACGAACAGAGAAAACAAGAUGCAGCUAGACAAAAUAAAAUCAAGACUGGCCAAAAAAGAAUAUAUUGAAUUUGCUCAAAAAUUAAAAUAUUACGGCUUUAUGCAAUUUUGUCCAUGUUACUGUGAUUACCCCCAAGCUCAAACCAAAGUUUUAGUGGCAAUAGGUGAUGAGGAGUUAAGCCUGAGGAUUCUUAAGCCUGGUAAUGUUGUUACGGAAGGCCUUUUCAAAGUCACUAGGAUGAGAUGUUGGAGAAUAGUUGCCACAAAUAAUAAACAUACAUAUCCUGAAAACGAAUCAUACAGUAACAACGUUUCAAAUAAUUCAGCUUUGGAAUUGUCAUUUGAAUAUUUGAUGUCUAAAGAUAACUUGCAGUGGAUAACAAUAACCAGUGAACAAGCAAUUUUAAUGUCUGUGUGUUUACAGUCACUAGUUGACGAAUUAUUAAUCAAGAAAAAUGGCACUAAGAAAAUAGAACCUGUGAGGAAUCAUGGAAAAUGGACUUACAUGAAGAGAGAUGGUUCAUGUCAAUUGAUUUCUUCAGAGAAUAGUGGUUUAAGUCAUUCAGAUGACUUAGAAGGGCAGAGUGAAACAAAUUUUCAAGAACCAUUUUCUAUAAAGAAAUUACAGGAGAAGUUCUCAAGUGUUUCCUUUAAGAGUGGUCGCGAAUUUAUUGAAAACCAUGCUUUUGAAGGUAUCGGCGAUGAAGAUUUAUAGCUUUUAUACAUUUUGUAUUUUAAUUUUAAUUUCUUUUGGUGCUAUUUUAUUUGUCAAAACGUUUAAAGUGAAAUGUUCCGUGUCAAGAUAAGUAAUACACUAGUGUAAGUAUUGCUGUGACAGUCUUAUUGUUCAGUCCAUUUCGUGUGCCAAACUAAUUAAUAAAAAGGGUGAUAUUUUUUAACUAAUUAAUUGUUGUAUGACAGAAAAAAAUCAAUCAAUUUUUAUUAAGCCUGUGGUUGAAUUGAGGUAGCUGUUAUUAAAACUGUAUAUAUAAACAUAUUAUUUUAAACCUCAGAGUAACAGUCUCGAAAAAAAAAGCUUAUUGCCAAUAAACUUUCGAAUCACUUUGUAUUAAACCUAAUUUUUAAUGGCAAAUACUAAUAAUAUAUAUAUAAUUAUAAAUUUUAUAUUUUAGUUCUAUUAUUUUUUAUUAGUGUUAUUUUGUAUCUAGUUCUAUAUGUAUGUUUUUGUAUAAUUUUUGUAUUAAAUAGAGAAAAAAAUACAUUAACUAUAAUGACAUUUGUUAAAAAAAUCUUCCAUCCAUUUUUAUAUGUAUAUUUGUAACGAAAACAAGUACAUUUAAAAUGUAAGAAUUUUUACCACUACCAGUUUCAAAUAAAAAUGUGAUAUUUAUAUAAAUGCAACAGCAGUGUUGAAAACAGUUAAUAACUGGUUAAUUACAAAAUGAUUAAAAUUAAUUUCCAUUAGUUUUAACUCAAAAUAAUUUGAAAGAAAGACAAUAUAGGCUUAUAUACCGGAUGAUAUUUUAUUUCGCUCGUAUGGUAUAUAUAAUUAUAAUUUUAAAGUUAAUAACAAAAACGUUUUGUUACCUGGUUUUACCAGUCCUACGUCUUAUUUUGUUUGCUUAAAUUAGAUACGAGCUUUGCAUUUAUGUUUGUAACGAAUGAACCAAUGUUUGUAAUCUUUACUGCCUUUAGAAAAGACAAAGCCAUUAAAGUAACUUUAUUCUCUGAAACAUUUAUAGUUAAUUACCUUUGGUAUCUGACUGCUAAAUUUGCUUUUGAUUAAAAGUAUUUUAAAACAGUUCCUACCAAGUUAGCUAUACGUUUCUUUUAACUUGCCAAAUUUACAAUAAAACGACAUUCCAGACUUCAUAAAUAUGUUUUAAUAUUAU
Molecule: messenger RNA, 2727 nt
Organism: Sitophilus oryzae (rice weevil)
Lineage: Eukaryota; Metazoa; Arthropoda; Insecta; Coleoptera; Curculionidae
Gene: Snx17
Product: sorting nexin-17
Exons: 6
Coding region: 168-1589 (473 amino acids)
Biological process (GO): intracellular protein transport
Cellular component (GO): early endosome
Molecular function (GO): phosphatidylinositol binding
Source: RefSeq, a predicted model, not a curated record